UAGCGGCCGGCCGGCCGACGUGCGUUGUCGUCGACGGGGGUGGCGUUGCGCUACCGAACCAAUUUCUUAUUUUUCAUUCUCUCUCUCUCUCUUUUUCUCUCAUACACACACAUAUACGUACGCACACACACACACACACAUACAGAGAAAAAGAGACACACACUCUCUUUAUCCACUUUAAUUUCCUUCCUAUUUCCACACGUCCGUCGCACGGUUUCCGUCCCUCACGGUGCGUUCGUUUUUGGCGACGCUGUCAUAUAUCCUUUUUUUCUCUCUGUCAAUCAUCAUCGUCAUCGUCGUUGUCGUCGUCGUCGGGAAGGAAACGUGUGCGCGAUCGGGGCCAACGCAAGAAGGCGUCGUCGUGGCAGCGUUCCUUUCGUUUCUAACGUCCCCGGCGUCGUCCCUAGCGACGACGACGGCGGCGACGGUGACGUCGCGAGGAGGCCCAAUAGGCCCCUCGUCGAUAUCGUUGAGAAAGGCGAAAAGCCAAGGAUGGAGAAGCUCGCCGAGCUUCUAGGCUCGCCUUGGACACCAUCCGAACGCGUACUGUGCGCCGUACUCUGCGCGGGCGUUACCCCAUCGUUGUCGUCGUUGUUAUCGUCGACGUCGACAUCGACGUCGUCGUCGUCGUCGUCGUCGUCGUCGUCGUCGUCGUUGUCGUCGUCGUCGUCGUCGUCGUCGUCGUUGUCGUUGUCGUUGUCGUCGUCAUCCUCGUCAUCGUCGUCGUUAUCGUCGUCCUUCUCGCGUAGAGGAUAUCACUCGUCUCAGCGCCACGAGUGGCAGGCUCUCCUCCGAACGGAGAAGUUCAGCAAGCAUUAACGUUCGAUAAAGAGAUAAGACGGACAUAGAUAGUCGAAUGGUGCAUGUGGAUGGUGCAUGGAUUUCUCUUCUUGAGAUCGUUGCCGUGUGAUAUGGAAGCGUGAGAAGAUACAUAUACGAGAUAUACGAACGUACAUAAAAAAAAGAGAGAGAGAGAGAGAAAGAAAGAAAGAGUGACAAAGAAAGAAAAAGAAAGGAGAAGAAAGCAGAAGAGAAAAAAAGGAUUGUUUUAUUUGGGGGUUGCAUAGUUAUCACCGUAGUUAUCAAAGACUUCGGACGGACAUUUUGGUUGAUGUUGUGGUUGGCGCGGUGAAUUCACGAACGUUCCUAAAGGGGAAAAAAGAAAGAAAAAGAAGAAGAAGAAUAAAAAGAAGAAUUAGAAGAAAAAGAUAAAGAAAAAGAGAAAAAAAAGGACGAAGAAGAGGAAGAAGAAGAAGAAGAAGAAGAAGAAAAAGAGAUAUAUAUGUAGAAGGCCCAAAACUGGCGUCCCAGACUCGCGAGGCGGGCUCCCGCUCGGCAGCUUCCCGCUCCGGUUCACGUUCCGGUUCACGUUCCGCAUCGCGUAGCUCCGGUUCGCGACAUCCCGGAAGCGGGACGAAAACUCGCCGACGUACUACACCACCUUAUUCUUCCUCAGCGACGAUAACUACGACGACAACGACAACGACGACGACGACGACGACGACGACGACGACGACGACGAAAACGGCUCGGAGCAAUGGCGGCUCCCUGUCAAGCAGAGGAAGCGCUAACGGAACGCAAUGCGGUCUUUGCGCGGUCGUUGCUGCACUUUUUCGAAGGGCGAUGUGUAUCGCCGGUAGUAGACGAGGUUCUGGCGAAUCUUGUUACCAAGAACUCGCUACCGAUCUUCAUCAAGAAUUAUGUUCUUCCUCGACGAAAACAACGACGACGACGGCAACAACAACGACCGCUACUACUACGUCGACAACGACGAGUACGAGUACGACAAAAAGCAAAACGACCAGAACAACGGCUGUUACAACAGCCAGCAUCACGGCAAAAGCUAUUACUACUACUACAACUACUACUACUACUACCACUACUAACACCACCACCGCCGCCACCGCCGCCGUCGCUGCCGCCGCCGCCGCCACCGCCGUCGCUGCUACUACGAUUGCUACGUCUUCUACGACGCAUCCUUGUCAUCCUCGACGACGAAGCUCGCCGACGGAGACGGCAUGUAUCGUCAAGGUCGACGAGAUCGUCGCCUGUGUUAAGGAGGCCGUGCAAGCGCAUGAGAGGCGGUCUGCCGAAAUAACGGUGAAUAGCGAUGAACAGAAUGCAGUGUUCGUGCGAAUCACCGAAGAUGCCACCUUACCAACAACCAUUGAGCCGCCCAAUGAUGAUGCCACUUUAUUAUCUGAGAAACCGGAAGCAGCAUCCACGAGACGUUUGUCGGACGUCGACCGAAUCUUAUUGGAUAGCUUGGAUGUUACACGAUCCAGGAUAAAACGUACCGGCAAAUUUUUAACGAUGCAUAAAAGACGACGUAAAAGGCUCGUUACAAGAUCUCUCAAUCAAGAACCGGCUAUAUUGGAUGACAUUUUUCAUGGUUUAGUACAGUGUAUUUUGCAAAAAGCCGGAAACUGGCGAUUUAACGCUUUCACGUUGGAAACAGUGACGGGUGGACGUUCUUUGCCAGUAUUAUGCGUUCAUCUAUUUCAUUGGUACGGGCUCCUUGAAUAUUUUAAUUUAGAUGUCGUUACGGUGUGGAAACUCUUCGCUUUUAUCGAAGAGGGUUAUCACAGUACAAAUCCUUACCACAACAGUAUACACGCAACGGAUGUGACUCAGGCGAUGCAUUGUUUCCUCCAAGAGGAAAAAAUCAGAACGCACUUAACCCAUUUAGAAAUUAUGGCUUCCUUGAUAGCUGCGGUAACGCACGAUUUGGAUCACCCAGGUGUUAAUCAACCGUUCCUAGUCGCAACGAGUAAUCAUCUAGCUGCAUUAUAUCAGAAUACGUCGGUUCUGGAGAAUCAUCACUGGAGGUCCGCCAUCGGAUGUCUUAUAGAAAGCGGUGUUUACGAUCAAUUACCAGGUGAAGUAAGAUCGGAACUUCAACGUCAUAUCAGUUCGUUGAUUUUGGCUACGGAUAUCACGAGGCAACAGGAGUUCCUUACAAGUUUCAGGCAUUAUCUGGAUGAAAAUAUUCUUGAUAUGAAGAAAUGCGAGGAUCGUCACUUCAUAUUGCAGAUAGCUUUAAAAUGUGCCGAUAUAUCGAAUCCAUGUAGGCCCUGGGAUAUAUCCAGAAAAUGGUCUUACAAAGUCUGCGAAGAAUUCUUUCGACAAGGUGAUUACGAACGUCGCCUGAAUUUACCAGUAACGCCAUUGUGUGAUCGACACUCGACGAGUAUUCCAAAGAUUCAAGCUGGAUUUUUCAAAUUCGUCGUUACACCACUUUACGAAGAAUGGCAUCGUUUUCUUGGUGACGGUUUAAGCGUUUCCUUGAUGGAAUACUUACGUAGUAAUCAGAAAAAAUGGGAAACUCUUAUAGCCCAAGAAACGGCCGAAGAUACGGAAACAGAAAUUUCGGAAUUAGAGGAAAUAGAUAUUAGUUCUGCGGAAGAAAUCCCCGCGGAUGAUGAUUCAGGAAGCGUAGAUAUAUUGAUUCCAGCGGCAUACAUGCAAAGUGCUAAAAGGUCCAGUUUACCAGGAAAAACGAUGUUCGGUCGAGUCGGUAGACGUCAUUCCGUACCGCUUAGCGUAACGAAACCGUUAUCGUUAUCGAUUCGAAAUGCAGAUAGAAGAGAUAGUUUUCCAAACGAACAGGGUAAAUCGAAGAAUCAUUCGAUCAAAUUGAAGGAACAGAAUCUUUUGGAACUAAGUACGUUGUCAUUGUUAUCUUCUAAAACGAGUAUUCCCGGAGAAUCGUCGGAAAAAUCAACAGUCGUCGCUGAGAGACCGGUCAGCGCUGAGAAUCUUUUACCAGAGCCUAGUAUAGCUAGUAUAACCAAUAGUACCGAAGCAUCGAGAUUAAGUACGGUCCUUCAGUCAGACAAUCAGAAAGCUGGUACGCAAACGAAACAAUUAACGAGACAACAAACCUUCCCGCCGUUGCAACCUUACGCCAGAAUGAGAUAUAUGUCGACAACGACAGAAUUGUCUCAAUGUUACACCCAGGUUUUAAUGGAGGCCGAUAGUAUUUCCAGUUCUUCUUCGAGUCCUACGAAAGAUAAAUCUUGUUCCGGUGGUCGUUGUGGAACACCUCCCAUGUUAGAAACGGAUACAAUUUUCCUUAAGAAACCAGCUAACAUUAAGUCAUCGAGGGAAUCUCUUUCAUCCGACAUAUUAUGCAGAAAAAGAACGUCCACUUUCGCGGAAUUAAAUAGACAAAAAUUAGAGUCCAGUCUUAGCGCUGAACAUCCACGGCGUCACUCCAUGCAAGUCGUUCGUAACGACGAAGCUAAUUCGAAGCAUCGACAUAAACGACCAUCUUCGGCUCAGGGAUCUGACUCUACCGAAGUUUUUUAUGCUUCUUUAACUGGUUCCCACAGCAAUAAGAAUUCGACUAGUGAUAUACAAAAGGUAGAAUCCAACAUCGAGAUUAAACCUAGUUCGACCAAGUUACCGUCUGAUGAAAUACGAACUAUUUUGGCAAGCAAAGUAUCGGAACAGUAUACGUUAGCCCAUCAUAUUAAAAUUAAGAACACGGAUUCGGAAUUACGUAGAUAUUCAACGCCUGUAACCGAAUCCAAACCGUUGACUGACAAUACCGGUAGACGAUUCACUACGAUACCUGUGUCUUCUGAACUUAGCACUCAUAAAUUUUUCAUCGGCAGUCCUCCCGAUUCUCCUCCACGGGUUCAAAGUGUAUCCUCAUCGAGCGAUAGUGGUAGUGAACCGAGAAGAAGUAUCGGUGAUUCGACUGGUGAAAGUGUAAUCGCAACUAAUAAAAAGGAUUCUGAUUAUGUGAGGGAAAAAGUUUUCAAGAUCGCCAAGCUAAGUUUUGAUGUGCAAAUGAAAGAGAACGUCGAUCCACGAAGCUUCGAGGAAUCCACUAAAAAUAUUGCUUUAUCUCGAAGAAAUAGUCAGGGCUGGGAAAAGAGACGUGGAUCGGCUCCAGUUGCGUUAUUAUCAAGACUAGAUGAUUUUACAAUGACUUCUAUGCCACAAAAAGUAGACCAUAAUUGCAGACGUGGUUCCGUACCAGCCGACAUUACUAGGCAUCAAGAUAAUUUAACAAAAGGAGGAUUCAAUCGUUUAGCAUUGGGACCACGAGAAGAAAAUCUUCCCGCACCCAGAAGAGCUAGUCUUCCGCAGGAAGCUGCAUUGAGGAAUAUUCUUGGCAAUAUGUUUUCUUUACCCAAUGAAAGAGAAAAUUUCCCAUUGAUCAAUAACAAUAAUAACAAUAACAAUAAUACAGAAAGUAGUAACAAUAAUGGAACGAACAGAGCAUUUGAUAGUACUGCUUCUGCUGGUAUGCCAUCACCUAGGAGAGGUUCCAUACCAGCAGAUAUAUCCGAGUUACGACGAGAAUUAUUUAGCAAGAGUAAUGUCAAUGGGAAACCUCGUAACCGGAAGAAAGUCUUAAAGAGAAGAAGUAGCGGUGGACCAGAGAUGUUCGCAGGAGGUAUCGUCGAAGGAAAUGACAUUGGAACGUCCCAUAAAUGGAAGAGAGAACUUGGAAAGAGAGAUUCUAUUCCUGAACCACUCGUAAAACGACGAGGUUCUCUGCCUAUAGAGAUGGUUGCCGCUUCUCAUGCUGGUCGGUACAACCAUAGAUAGAGGGAGAGAAAGAGAGAGAGAGAAAGAGAGAGAGAGAGAGAGAGAGAGAGAGAGAGAGAGAGAGAGAGAGAGAGAGAGAGAGAGAGAGAGAAUAUGUUCUCACUAAGAAAACAGUGGUAACAUAAUGUGCGUGCCACAUUAAUUUGUGCCAUACGUCAAAUUUUGUUAAGAUACGCUAUAUGAAUCUGGCGAAAAAACUUAGUGCACCCGCGCAGCUCAAGUCAAAUAUGAUAUGCUCGUGUGUUUACUAAGGAUUUAAAAUAAAAUUAUACACAGUCAUACACAGGGUUCAAUAUGACGAUUUUAAUAAUAAAAAGCCUAGAUAUGGAGAAGAAGAAAAGACUGGUAGAGAAACUCUCGACGCUAUAGAAAUAGACGAUUAAAGAAAGAUUUAGAUUGAGAAAAGCGAAGCGCGAUAUCUUCGUUCAUUAUAGUUAGAUAACUUUUAAUUAUAAAAAAAAAUAAUAAUUCUGCAAAAAGCCGAGUAAUAUUAUUCAUAUUCAUGAUUAGUUCGAAUAAUUAAUUUAAUUACUUCAUUUAAUUCUUUGGCGAGAUUCGAAAUUAUAAAUUCUUUCACUAUUAAUAUAUAUAUGUAUAUUAAAAUUAAAUCACGCACGAGAGGCAAGUUCAUCUUAUUUCUUAUAAUUGAAAGGUAGCAUCUAACAUAAAAAAUAAAAGAAACAAGCUAUUUGAGCUGGUUUUAAUAGGCAUAUACUCAACUUGGGAAAAAAAUUUCCUUUUAUCAUCCAAAUGAUGAAAAUAGAAAAGGUGGUAGACAUUCCGCUGGAAGUAUACAUUGUUCCGAGGUAGUAUACAUUGUAAAAAGUAUAUUUAAGAGUCAACUAUGCUAAUUAUUAGCUAUAACUAUACUACAUUAUCUUCAUUGAUUUCAUCAUUUUCAUUGUCAUAGUUUCAUCAUUAUUGUAAUUACAGACAGUAUCUUGAAGAUGUUCGUGUAGAUAGAUAUUUGAAGUAUAGAUUAUAGUGAGACAGAUAUGAUUCAUCUUAACAUUAAUUAGCAAAUUAUUGUUUUGAUGAUUUCUUAGCAAUAAAAAAAAGAAAAUGUUAUCAAUGUUAAAUCUGCAGUACAUGAAUUAAGUAUAAUAUAUGACAAGCAAAAUGUUUGUAAAAUUGACCUUGAAGCAUUAAAUUUUUUAGUACAAAUUACAUUAACCAUAGCAUGAUGAAAUUACAGUUAAAUUGCCCUUAUAUACCUAUGUGUCUGCAUAAGAUUAUUUUAGAAAUUUUUUUAUUAACAAUGGUUAAUAUAACUAUUAUAUAGUGUAGCUGUUAUAAACAAUCAUGAGUAAACAAAAAUUACACCAAAGAGAACUUGAACUCUCUUCGUGUACUGCUAUAACCUGCCAUUCUUCGAAUUGUCUGAAAGUAAAGUAACUAUACUAUUACAUCACUGAAAUUCAGUGAAAUACAUUUUAUGAAUUAAUGACUAAUCAAACUAAUAAUUGCUAUAAUCAUUGACCUAUACAAUAAGUAGAAUAUCCAUUUCCCAAAAUAAAAUCUUACAAGGCUUAGCUGAUCUUCUCUAAUAAAAUGUUCAUUCUGUUUUGAUGCAAAGUCUGCUAAUGCUUUUGAUGUACCUUACCUUAGAUGCAAAAAGUUCAUGUUAUUAGAAAAAAUGACUACAUUUUAUUGGAAUAAAUUUCUUUUGAUAUAUCCUUGCUUGCUCUCAUAUAGACUUUUAAUUUUUUCAUUGUUAAUGCAGCAUGGUCAGACAUUGCAUCAAUGAAUGAUAACAGUAACACACAUUAACAUUUAAAUAUACUAUAAUACUACUAGUCUUUCAAAUAUCGAACUAACAUUAUAUGUAUAUGAUAUACAUGAAGAAAGCAAGAGAAAGCAUGGAUAAAAAUUUCAUUGAAAAAAAUUCAUUUUCUAACUCUUAAGAUAUUUGUCUUAACCAAUAGACCAAUGAAAUGGGACUAACCAAAAAUUCAUUGUGGAAAUAAUUAAUUAAAGAUGCCUGGAGUAAAUAUGAGAUCUAUACAUGACCACCAUUCUGUCCAAUUACUACUUUUUGAAAAUUUUAUGCCAUAUAGAUAUACAAAUUACCCUUUAUGGUAUAUAAUUAUCUUCCCAUUUCAGCAUCACAUAACAAAUUUCAUAAGGAAGAAAAUGCCAAGAAUUUCUUUUAUUACCAAAAAAAAAAAAAAAGCAUUGUGCACACCAUUUUCUAUGAUCAAAUCAUAAUAAAUUGUGUCAUGCAUAUGCAAAGACAUAUGCAUACAAUAUGUUUUAUUUAUAAUUACAAAUUUGGUAUAACCCUUUACAUUUAUAUAAAUAAUUUAUGUCAAAUGUAUCGUGUCCAUCCUUAUUAUAAAAUUAUAUAAACAUGUGAAUAUUACCAUUACAAUAAUGAAUUUUGUAUACAACAGUGCACAUAAAUUUUACAAUUCGAAAAAUAGCAUUAUCUAUGUUUCAUUGUUCAAGUGUUCCGACUAAUUGCUAUCAAAUAAUAAUCUUGUUUCCUGUAAUUUUCUUGUCAAAGAAUGAUCAUUUAGUUAUAUAAGAUAGUUUAAUCAUAUUGCUGGAUCAAACUUUCAGCAAAUGUUUUGUGAAGACUGUAUACGAUACUGAGUAAAUGCAUAUAAGUUCUAAAUUAA
Vespula pensylvanica (western yellowjacket) is the source of this 8186-nucleotide messenger RNA. RefSeq lists its product as uncharacterized. NCBI's taxonomy places the organism in Eukaryota, Metazoa, Arthropoda, Insecta, Hymenoptera, Vespidae. The record is from RefSeq and is a predicted model, not a curated record. Gene Ontology annotation, molecular function: 3',5'-cyclic-AMP phosphodiesterase activity. Bases 1624 to 5565 code for a protein of 1313 amino acids. The transcript has 14 exons.